Molecule: messenger RNA, 3588 nt
Organism: Prunus armeniaca (apricot)
Lineage: Eukaryota; Viridiplantae; Streptophyta; Magnoliopsida; Rosales; Rosaceae
Source: the annotation of a GenBank genome assembly
AUGCAGGCCUCUGGUUGCUUCCUAGUUUUCUUUCUUUUCUUUUCUUCAUUCUCUUCCUUCUCCUCUGCUCUAACCGAUGCCGAAGCGUCCUCUAUUGCACGUAGACAGCUGUUAGCCCUUCCUGAAGGCGGUGACCUUCCUGAUCAUUAUGAAUUUGAGGUUGAGUUGAACCUGAACUUUCCCAACACCAGGCUUAGACGUGCAUACAUUGCACUUCAAGCAUGGAAAAAGGCCAUGUACUCAGACCCUCUUAAAACAACAGAGAACUGGGUUGGUGCUAAUGUCUGCUCUUAUACUGGAGUGUUCUGUGCAAAAGCUCUUGAUGACCCAGAAUUAGAGGUUGUGGCUGGCAUUGAUCUCAACCAUGCCGACAUUGCAGGAUACCUUCCUGUUGAAUUAGGCUUGUUGACCGACAUCGCCUUGUUCCACAUAAACUCCAACAGGUUCUGUGGUAUCAUCCCCAAGAGCUUCUCUAGGCUAACUAUUCUCCACGAGUUCGAUGUUAGCAACAACCGAUUCGUGGGAUCGUUCCCAGAAGUUGUCCUGCAUAUUCCAAACCUCAAGUAUCUUGACCUCAGGUUUAAUAAUUUUGAGGGGAAAUUGCCUCCUGAGCUCUUCAACAAGAAAUUGGAUGGCCUGUUCUUGAACGACAACAGGUUCACAUCCACCAUUCCUGACACGCUUGGUAACUCCCCUGUCUCAGUUCUUGUGGUCGCCAACAAUGAUCUUGAGGGCUGCAUCCCUAACAGCAUUGGAAAGAUGGUAAACACUUUGAACGAGAUCAUCUUGUCCAACAACAAGUUUGCUGGGUGUUUGCCUCCUGAAAUCGGAUAUCUCUCAAAGGUGACUGUGUUUGAUAUUAGAUCAAACACAUUCAGUGGGAUCUUGUCCAAAACUUUCAAAGGCCUAGAGAAGUUGGAGGAGGUGGAUAUUUCACACAACAUGCUAACUGGGUUUGUUCCCGAGAGUAUAUGCACAUUGCCAAACUUAGUGAACUUCACAUUCUCUUAUAACUUCUUCAAUGGUGAGACCCAAGAAUGUGUACCGUCUUCUCGGAAGAACGCUGUGUUUGAUGACAUAAGCAACUGCUUGCCAGAUAGGCCUCAACAAAAGUCAGCAAAAGAAUGUCAAGUUGUUGUUAGCAAACCAGUGGAUUGCGGUAAGGCAAAGUGUGGAGGUGGACAAGGACCAUCAAAACCAUCUCAGCCUCCAGUUGAGAAGCCAAAGACACCAAAGCCAGAACAACCUAAACAACAACCUCCUCCACAACCUAAGCAACAACCUCCUCCACAACCUAAGCAACAACCACCAAAACCAUCACCGGAAUUGGUUCCAACACCUUCUACACCCAAACCACAACCCCCUAAAGAAGAACCUCCCAAGGAGGAACAACCCCCCAAAGAGGAGCCACCAAAGGAACAACCUCCAAAAGAGGAGCCACCCAAGGAACAACCUCCCAAGGAGGAGCCACCAAAGGAGGAACCACCCAAGGAGGAGUCACCAAAGGAAGAACCACCCAAGGAGGAGCCACUAAAGGAGGAACCACCCAAGGAGGAGCCACCAAAGGAAGAAUCACCCAAGGAGGAAUCACCAAAGGAAGAAUCACCCAAGGAGGAAUCACCAAAGGAGGAACCACCCAAGGAGGAGCCACCAAAGGAGGAAUCACCCAAGGAGGAGCCACCAAAGGAGGAAUCACCCAAAGAGGAGCCACCAAAGGAGGAACCACCCAAGGAGCAGCCACCAAAGGAAGAACCAUCCAAGGAGGAGCCACCAAAGGAAGAACCUCCCAAAGAGCAGUCACCAAAGGAAGAACCAUCCAAGGAGGAGCCACCAAAGGAAGAACCUCAUAAGGAGGAACCACCAAAGGAAGAACCUCCCAAAGAGCAACCAUCAAAGGAAGAACCUCCCAAGGAGGAGCCACCAAAGGAAGAACAACCCAAGGAGGAGCCACCAAAGGAAGAACCUUCCAAAGAGCAACCACCAAAGGAAGAAUCUCAUAAGGAGGAGCCACCAAAAGAAGAAUCAUCCAAGGAGGAGCCACCAAAGGAAGAACCUCCCAAAGAGGAACCACCAAAAGAAGAACCUCCCAAAGAGCAGCCAUCAAAGGAAGAACCUCACAAGGAGGAACCACCCAAAGAACAGCCUCCUAAGGAGGAACCACCCAAAGAACAGCCUCAUAAGGAGGAGCCACCCAAGGAGCAACCUCCCAAAGAAGAGCCACCAAAGGAAGCACCUCCCAAAGAGGAGCCACCUAAAGAACAGCCUCUUAAGGAGGAGCCACCCAAGGAGCAACCUCCUAAAGAAGAGCCACCAAAGGAAGCACCUCCAAAAGAGGAGCCACCUAAAGAACAACCUCACAAAGAGGAACCACCCAAAGAAACUCCCACACCAAAACCAUCUCCCGAACCAGUUGCUAGCCCCCCUGAAAUAGUUGAAGAAGGUCCAUCACCACCUGAGCCUACCACUACAAGUCCUAGGGUUCCAGUUCAUCCUCCCCCUCCAGCACCUGUAACAAUGCCACCAUCGCCUGAACCCACAGGGCAAAGUCCUGUAGUUUCAAUCCACCCUCCUCCUCCACCAAUUCACUCUCUUCCACCACCAAUUAAUUCACCCCCACAACCAGUUAAUUCACCCCCACCACCAGUUCAAUCACCUCCCCCACCAGUCCAUUCUCCACCACCACCAGUCCACUCUCCUCCACCACCAGUCCAUUCUCCCCCACCUCCAGUCCAUUCUCCACCACCACCGGUCCACUCUCCUCCACCCCCGGUCCAAUCACCCCUACCACCAGCACCAGUCCACUCUCCACCAGCACUGGUCCACUCUCCUCCACCCCUAGUUCACUCUCCACCACCCCCGGUCCAAUCACCUCCACCACCAGCACCAGUCUACUCUCCACCACCCCCGGUCCAAUCACCCCCACCACCAGCACCAGUCCACUCUCCACCACCACCGAUCCACUCUCCACCACCCCCGAUCCAAUCACCCCCACCACCACCACCAGUCCACUCUCCACCACCACCGAUCCAUUCUCCACCACCCCCGGUCCAAUCACCCCCACCACCAGCACCCCCGAUCCAAUCACCCCCACCACCAGCACCAGUCCACUCUCCACCACCCCCGAUCCAAUCACCCCCACCACCAGCACCAGUCCACUCUCCACCACCACCGGUCAACUCUCCUCCACCCCCAGUCCAAUCACCCCCACCACCAGCACCAGUCCACUCUCCACCACCACCGGUCAACUCUCCUCCACCCCCAGUCCAAUCACCCCCACCACCAGCACCAGUCCACUCUCCACCACCACCGGUUCACUCUCCUCCACCACCAGUCCACUCUCCACCACCCCCUGUCCACUCUCCACCACCACCAGCACCAGUCUACUCGCCGCCACCUCCAGUCCAAUCACCACCACCACCUACCCAGUCUCCACCGCCUCCAAAAAACUCUCCUCCCCCACCUUCUCCGUCUCCUUCACCUCCUCCUCUCGUAGUCUCAUCACCCCCUCCAGUAGAUGACUUUGUCUUGCCACCAACCUUCGGCUCCCAAUACUCAUCUCCACCUCCACCAAUGUUCCAGGGCUACUAA